CGACAUCGACAACGACGAAGCAGAGUUAUUAUUCCAACGACUACGGAAGGCACAUUAUCUGGACUCAAAUCAUCCCGUGAUCGAAAAGUCCCAUAUCUCGUCGAACAUUGCAACCAACUCCCGUCCACCCAGAAAAAAAGUCGAAGCGAAAUAUUCGUACCCUCCACACCCAAAGAAUACUUGAUGAUAAAGUACAAGAACACCUUCUGGGAAUAGCGUCGAACAUCUUUGCAAACACAAAGCAUAUACGAUACCAAUCCACAGUAAGUACCCCACUGUCUUUUUAUACAUGCAUUCUCCUACAGUUGAGAAACAUGAGUGCGUUGGUCCCAGCGCAGAGCUCGAAGUCGAAGUCGUGGUCGCUAAAAGCUUGCGUCAACAAAUCGCAUCGCAUGCGGCAGAGCCAGAGCAGAGGAGCAGCCAUCGCCAUACCGAGAUCUUGACCAGAUCACCUUUGCAGCUGCAUCACCAACACCACCCAACUCUGGUGCUGCACAAUAAAUCAUUGCGCAACAAAAGAGUCUCAAAGAGGUGGAAUUGCAUGCCAGCCAAAGCAAAUCCGAUCAAAGCAUCGCACCGCUUCGUGUUCGGACGGGAGUACGUUGCCCUCGUAUCAGAUCAAUGGGGAACAACGAUCAGCAUCACCACCACCACCACCGCACACGACCACGCUCCGCUUUCUCCUGCGGCUCUUCUCCCUCUUCUUCGUCCUCCUGCGACUGCUCCUCUCCUUUGUUCUCCCCUGCCGUCCCCCACCCAGCUGUCAAUUCUACGCGUAGCCCCAUGGAACCUUAGUUUAAGCUUCUGUCGCCUUGUGCUUCAAACUGUCUCAUCUUCGCGUCGACUUCCGUCUUGUACAAUCGUGGGACGAGUCUGCAGCUAACAUUCAUCUGAAGCGAAGGGGAUCAACCACCACACGUCUCAGCAUCUCGACACCAGCUGCCCCGAACGCUGCGAAUCCACCUCGCCGUCGCCAAUUCUUGUCCCUGUUCCGGCUGUGGCGGCGCACAAGCUUUCUAACACAGCCAAGAAACGACUGGGGCCGCGUACCAACGUCAA
Mollisia scopiformis is the source of this 1059-nucleotide messenger RNA. RefSeq lists its product as uncharacterized. Lineage: Eukaryota; Fungi; Ascomycota; Leotiomycetes; Helotiales; Mollisiaceae. The coding region runs from base 290 to 883 and encodes 197 amino acids. The transcript has a single exon. The record is from RefSeq and is a predicted model, not a curated record.